AUGCAAGUUAUUAAAUUUAUUAUCGCUACUUUCUUUGUUUUCUUCACUCAAGCUGCUUCAAUUGCUACUAAAUCUUCAAAUCAAUUAGAAAUUAGAGAUGCUACUCCAGUUUCACAAUCAAUUAUUGAUGAAUUACAAUCAGAAAUUCCAAUCAUUGUUGCUACUGUUUUAAAUGUUUUAAAUCAAACUGAAACCGAUAUUACAACUUUAGUUGACAACUUAUUAGCUGGUUUAGGUUUAGGUUCAAACUUAGAUGCUUCACAAAUUAUUGCAGCUACUAAACAAGAUAUUCAAUCUCAAGCAACUUCAUCAUCACCAAUUUCAUCAGAUUUAUUACCAUAUGUUAUUCAAUUAGUUGAAGGUAUUGUUAAAUCAUUAGACAUUACGGUUGGUGAUUUAUUAGGUUCAUUACCUACUUUAGUUGGAUCAUUAGUUAAAGCUUUAGGUUUAACUUUAAAUAAUGUUGUUGAUUUGGUUGUCGGUUUAUUAAAAAGCUUAGGUGUCACUUUGACUGAUUUAUUAGGUUCAUUGCCAGGUAUUGUUGCUGGUUUAGUUAACACCUUAGGUUUAACUUUAAAUCAAGUGAUAACCUUAGUUGUUGGUUUAGUUAAAGGUUUAGGUAUCCCAUUAGGUGAUGUCUUAGGCUUAGUUGGAUCAAUUGUUAACUUAUUAGGAUCAACUUUAGGUGAUGUUACUGCUUUAUUAAAUGGUAUCUUGGGUGCUUUAUAA
Molecule: messenger RNA, 729 nt
Organism: Insectozyma verbasci
Lineage: Eukaryota; Fungi; Ascomycota; Pichiomycetes; Serinales; Debaryomycetaceae
Source: the annotation of a GenBank genome assembly